Messenger RNA from Macrobrachium nipponense, 4454 nucleotides. RefSeq lists its product as uncharacterized. The transcript is spliced from 4 exons. Gene Ontology annotation, molecular function: protein binding. The record is from RefSeq and is a predicted model, not a curated record. Bases 599 to 3652 code for a protein of 1017 amino acids. Gene Ontology annotation, cellular component: plasma membrane. Lineage: Eukaryota; Metazoa; Arthropoda; Malacostraca; Decapoda; Palaemonidae.
GCCUGAGCCAGCAACCAGAGGGGACGUGUGGCUCUCAUUCCCUCGGCUCUCUCCCUUGCUCCCUCUCCUCAGAGUCGUCAGCGGGGAAUAUUUAUUUCGCGUGGCUUAUCGUUUAACACAGUGCAGCAUUUAAAAGUUGUUUUGCUCUCAUAAUCAAAAGAAUAUGACCACGUCUGCAUUAAAAUGAAAGCUUAUUUUUUCUUAUGUACUCGGGAAAGAAACUCUGAAGGUGAAACAUAUCAUUAAAUCACUCGGGUGAUAAAAGCCACAGCUUUGUUGGCGAGCCUGAAGGAAAGCGAGAUAAAAAGAAUAGUUUGUCUUAACUCUCCCGAAAAGGAAAGAAAACCGGAGGGAAAGAGUGAGAGAGAGAGAGAGAGAGAAAGAGAGAGAUUUGUGGACGCUUCUCGUAACUUAUUAAAGAACUUGAGUGUUGUAUCCCAGAAGUAUGGAGUUGACAGCGCCACUUGUGUGCGGGAAUCGCGAUGGCCUGUGAUGAGUGGAAGGCCCCACGACCGCCACUGAAAGCGACUCUUUCCACCCUCCCUUGUUAUGUCUUCUGGUCGACUUUCCCAGGACGCCGUAGCAGUUGCUUGAGGCCAUGUGGUUGGGGCCACGCGUGUGGGCGUGGAUAUGGGUAUGGGUGAGUAUGGGCGUCCGUGAGUGCCUGGCAGCGUGCACCAUGGCCGAAUUCCCAUGCAGGAACAAGCAGUGCAUCAGUCUCGACCGAUACUGCGACGGGACUCCUGACUGCGAGGACAGGAGCGAUGAGCCCUCCGGCUGCUCACCUUGUAACAGGACGUACUACGGAAGAGUCGGCGCCACUUACACGCUGCAGAUUCCCCGCCCGAGGAAGGGAACUCUCCCCCACUUUUGCCAACUGACGUUCAUCGCCUCUGGGGACGUUUACGGUGACCUCGUUCAGCUGAGCAUCGAAAAGUUCAACCUGGGACGGUUCAUCUCCCACACCGCAUCUGGAUGUCCAGAUGGUUACAUGCAGAUUGAAGAACUCAGCAGACCCUUAAACUCCGGUUACUGGUGUGGCACUUCGUGGGGCCACAACGUUUUCUAUUCGGAGACUUCAGCUAUUACUGUCAUGCUUCGGGUAUUCAACUUGAGCGACGAGGAUGGACGGGCGAAUCCCGGAGCCUUUUCCCCUCAAGACACAGUCAUGCUCAGUGUAUCCUACAGAUUUCUCAAAAAGGAAAAGGCCAUUUUGCGAUACGGAGCCCCUUAUAGCCCUAGUUAUCGGGGUGAAGAUGUACCAAACACAUUUUGUGACAAAUUCUUCGAGAACUGUGACAAAAAGAACUGCAAAAUCCAAUCUCCUAAUUUUCCAGGGAUGUAUCCACGAAAUCUCACGUGUUUUUACCAAAUUCGUCAAACCCGAGUGCCUGAUGGAAAAAUGGCCCUCAUUCGUGUUAGGCAAAGAAAUCCCCAUCUUAUAUAUAUAAAAGAUAGAAAUGCACCACAUCUCUCCAGAGAACGAAAAUUACAGGUUGGGACUGGUUGUCAUGUACUCCAUGAUUACCUGAUGGCUUUUGAUGGAAAUUCCACAAGAACUCCUGUUCUAGCUACGUUGUGUAAAGGAGGUGCUGCCCUUACAGGCAUAACCUCCAGCAGCUCUGAACUUUUACUUUUGUUCCACGCAUCUCCAUUUGAUUUCCCUUUCCAGGAUUCUCCACGUCGAAGAAUAUUUGGAUUUGAAUUAGAUGUAGAGGUUGAAUUUGUGGACAGAGAAUCCACGGCUUACAUACGCGAAGGUAAAUCCUGUGAUUAUAUGGUGAGCAGCAGAGGGCAAAGGAGUGGAUAUAUCCAAUCACCGCUACAUUCUCUGCUUCCUAAUACAACUUGUACCUGGCGUCUUCUGGCUGGAGAAACAGAAGUGGUCUGGCUUUACUUCCUUCACUAUAGACAUGUUCUUCAUCCAGAAAUGCCACCACCAGCACAGUGUUCGAAUACACUCACUAUUAGUGACGGAGACACAUUAGCACCGCCUACAGAGAGCACCCCAACGAUCAUUAUGGACCCAUAUUUGAAUAUGACUUUUAAUGGCACAGAAGAGAACUCGACAAACACAGGUGUCACUGUAAUGGGGCAAUUUUGCCGUCCAGAAAAAUUACCUCGAGUGUGUAGUGGUGUGCAUGCACCUGGCCCUCACGCAGCCCCUUGUCUACCAGGGGAAAGCUACAUCUCAGAAUCAUCUGCUUUAACACUUUCCCUUCGAUAUGCAGCUGGGACAGCACCAUCCCACGUAGAGUUCUUAGCCAGGUAUGAAUUUGUUGAUAAGCGACAAUGGGGUGUACCGACUCCUGGAGGCGGUACUUGCGACAGGACUUUUACAAUGCAACCUGACCGGUUGUUUGCUUCCCCACGAGAUGUCUUUCUGUUUGGUAGAGGCGGAGCUCACAAAUUACGUUGUGUAUAUACAUUUAUAGCCGAACCUCACCAGCGCAUUGCCUUACGCAUUAUACGCUCAAGAAUGGGGUCAAGCUGUGGUACUUUAUACAAGCACUCUUCUGAUAGAUAUGAGUGUUCUCAUGAUGGGGCAGCAGACAAACCUGCCAUCUGGAUUACAGAAGAACCUUGGGAAGGUGUUUAUCUACCUCGUGCUUGCAUAUGCAAUAUUUCUCAUGCACAGCCAUUUACCAUCAUAUCUUACACAAAUAUAAUAAAAAUUAUUUUCACAAUACCUGUCAUGACCCCUUCCAAUGACUAUAAUGAUUUUUUCUUAGAAGGAGAGUACAAUAUGAUAGAAACUAAGGAAAUUAAAGAAAAAUCAAGCAGUAAAGAAUGUCAGCCUGGUUCCCGCCAUCUUGGAGGCCGUCAUGGAAAUUUCACUGUGGGGAGUGGCAAAGGAAAUUAUUGCUUGUCCUUGCCUCGCCUCGUGACGGCUGCAGAUGGAUCCUUCUUGUUUCUCCGUAUCCGGGGAUUUAGUGCCUCUGAGACCAACUGCCAAAUUUCAGGACGUAUCAACGUCUAUGCUGUGGGAGGUCUAGCACCUAUUGCUUCCAUCUGUCCAGGACAAAAUGAAGAUUUUACUCACGUUUUCAGUAGUGGGUGGAAAAGCUCUUCCGAAGGCCCCAAGGAUGAACAUGAUCCCACAAAUCCCUGGGUGAAUAGUUCUAUGAACAUGGGCCAGAGUAAUUAUUACUUCCACCAGCAGCAAGUUGAUUAUCAAAAAAGGGGAAGGCAUUACCAGCGUCUUAGGCAGCAGAUGUCUCGAGAUCUAGUAGUGGAGUAUGUCGGAAACCAAACAGGGCGAUACAUGAUCACCUGGAUAGGGGUCUGGAAGCCCAUGCAGACGGCCCCUUUGUCUCCUGUAGGAGUGGAUCUCUGUCCACAUCGAUGUCCAGAGAUUGAAGCUUGUCUUCCAGCAGAUCUGUGGUGUGACGGGGCUGUUCACUGCCCAUCGGGCUUAGAUGAGGGAGCAGCAGCCUGCGGUCUUUUAGCUGCCCUUCCUUGGGUAUAUCUAGCGGCAGGUAUUGUCUUGUUUAUUUCUUUAGUUGCUCUUUUAGCGGCAGUGGUUGUUCACAGGCGUCGCGUUCAAGCGCAGAAAGAAAUCGAAGCCUCUAUAGUUAGUAAUAACAGCCAUGGCGGGCUAAAGAGCACCACGCAGGACUUCCUGAUACCGCCUGACAAGGAUGGGUGGUGACAAGAGGCCCCUUCUGGCGACGUGGUGCGGGUGGACUACGAAACCACCGUGUAGCCCUGACGAAGCAGGAUGGGCUGGAGGGCAGUGACCGGGAUGGGUGCUGUGGUCCACGUCGCCUGUCGUUGGGAUGGGGCGCAAUCAGAAGAUAUCUUUAGAUAAAUGUGUAAUAUAGACGUCUUGUAUAUACAUUUUUGAUACCUGUACAUAUGUACACAGCCGUUGAAGAUUUUUUACGAAUGCAGACAGUUGUUAUAGAAAACACAGAUUGCAUAUAUUAUAUCGUAUGAUGAUGUAUAGAAAAUGGUGUGCGUGGAUGUCAAUAAAAGAAAAUGUGAACGUAUAUAUUCUAUAAUCUUCACUGUUACUUUCAUCAAGCAUCCAAUGUUUGUUGGCGGCGAAAUGGUGAGGAAAUGUUGUAUUCUUCAAAUUUUAUAUAAAAUAUUAAACACAGAUAAAUAUUCGAAAUGAGCAUAUGGAAAUCAAUUAUGCUUCUGGUGCCGAUGGGUCAUAUGCACAAAUUUAUUUCCUUCUAACCCCCAGAUCGAAUAUUAUACAUAUAUUUGUUGAAUGGAAAUUAUGUAAUCAUUUGUUCCUUUAUGAGUAUGAAGUAGAAAAAAAACAAAAUAUCAUAGUUUAGAGUAUAUUUAGUCUGCUAUAAGUCUCUAAGUAUGGAAUUCUUCUUAGAUGUUACGAAUAUGACAGAAGACGAGUGAAAGUGGCAGUGUGAACGUGAUGAAUGCGGUGAGGGUGAGGGUGGGGUCGUGGUGGUGCAUUGUCGUAUUUGUAAAAUUAAUGUUUGUUA